AUGCUCGGGGCACUUAUGGGGUCAUCUGGGGCGGGUAAAACAACACUUCUCGAUGUGCUAGCCCAGCGGAAAACAGAAGGCACUAUAAACAGCUCAAUUAUAGUUGAUGGACGCCCACUCUCAGUAUCAUUUCAACGGUCUACUGGGUAUUGCGAGAAACUCGAUGUCCAUGAGCCUUCCGCAACCACGCCUAGAAAUGAGAAACCUAAGUACAUUGAUACAGUUAUUGAUCUCUUAGAGCUUCAUGACCUGGCAGACACCCUCAUUGGCAAAAGAGUGGCAAUUGGCGUGGAAUUGGUUUCCAAACCCAGUGUUUCAAUUUUCCUGGACGAACCUACAUCUGGCCUGGAUGACCAGUCUGCUUACAAUACUGCAAUUCUGGUCACCAUCCACCAACCUUCAGCACGGUUCUUCGCCCAGUUUGACACAUUACUUUUGCUGAGCAAGGGAGGGAAAACCGUCUAA
Messenger RNA from Aspergillus wentii DTO 134E9, 465 nucleotides. RefSeq lists its product as uncharacterized. The record is from RefSeq and is a predicted model, not a curated record. Lineage: Eukaryota; Fungi; Ascomycota; Eurotiomycetes; Eurotiales; Aspergillaceae. Gene Ontology annotation, molecular function: ATP hydrolysis activity; ATP binding. The transcript has 4 exons. The coding region runs from base 1 to 465 and encodes 154 amino acids.